Ostrea edulis (European flat oyster) is the source of this 1076-nucleotide messenger RNA. RefSeq lists its product as uncharacterized. The record is from RefSeq and is a predicted model, not a curated record. The coding region runs from base 209 to 613 and encodes 134 amino acids. The transcript has 2 exons. Lineage: Eukaryota; Metazoa; Mollusca; Bivalvia; Ostreida; Ostreidae.
UUAUCAUCUCCUAGUAAAAGAAGAGUUAAUUUUACGUUAAUAGUAUAACCUGGUAAAAGGGAAGAAAAACUUGGCAGACUUAUUUCAGUAGGCCCAGUAUAAAAUCGAUAGUACUGCACACACAUCAAAAACCCUAACUUGUGCAGGAGCGUCACUUUCUCAGAUAAUACGUUGUUUACCUGGGCAGUCAGAUGGUGGAGAGGGCGUGAUGAGAGUAAACACUUGGAGGGUUCGCCUUAUUUCCAUUUUUGUUUUAAUUGGAUUUAUUCAUUCCAAACGGUACAAGUACUGUGGGGAGGGAUGCUGUCCACAUGAAUUCUGUGCAUAUCACAAAAUCUGUUAUCCAGUCAUACACUGCGAUCCCACGUGUCCAGACGGAAGCUGUCAAAAUGGACUAUGCUUUCCUGCAAAACCAUGCAGAAGGAACUUUGAAUGUGGCUUUGCUGAAACCUGUACAUUCAACUACAAUCUUGGAUACGAUACUUGUCAGUACAAUCUGAAUAUUGGAGAUACUCUAUGUUAUGACCGCAACGGACAUGCUGUCUAUAAUCCGAAACCUGACGAAAGUCCAUUCGUACACGACAGCUUUAACAACAAGAGGGAUAACUUAUGACACUAAUCAUCCGAAUGUGCGUGACUGAAAAAUAUAGAAAAAGUUAUUUUUUCAGCAUUUGGGUCAUAAUCGGGGUCAAAAUCAUUUAAACCAUUGGACUAGAAUCAACAUUAUCCAUUAUUCAGCUUGAGUUGAAUUUCCUAUUGGUUCAUUUGAACUUGUUCAAGCAAUAAAAAAAGAGGAUUAUUUGUAAAUGAAUGUCUUUUAUUAACAUUAUUUAUACAAGACAUUCAAAAAAGAAGCCAACCAUUCUGACAGAGAUCUCUUGAGAUAAAUACAUAGUGCUCAUGAGGAUGGCCCACUUCACAGUAAUCUUAAAGUGAGCUAUCAUUAUAAUCACUAUUUACACUGUCAAUGUAUUAUGUACAAAUAUUAUAAUUGUUGAUACAGAUUUAUAACAAUGCCUCUUGUUAAAAUUAUAUGAAUUUCUCUGUUUCAAAACAAAUAAAUAUUUUCUUUUAUA